Neoarthrinium moseri is the source of this 441-nucleotide messenger RNA. RefSeq lists its product as uncharacterized. The record is from RefSeq and is a predicted model, not a curated record. The transcript has a single exon. Bases 1 to 441 code for a protein of 146 amino acids. NCBI's taxonomy places the organism in Eukaryota, Fungi, Ascomycota, Sordariomycetes, Amphisphaeriales, Apiosporaceae.
AUGCUUUCAGUGGAAGUGCGGGCCGACAGCUUCACGUGCCCUCUAAACGACUUCGCCGAGAUGUUCUUUGAACCGCCGGAAGAUGGCAACCUAUGCUCUGUUGAUAUCACUACCGGAGCCGAGGUACAAUUCCGCAAAUGCUGCGGUAAACCUCUGGGGCAUGCUCGCGAGCCUUACGACAGGUGCUGGGCCAUUUGCAAUUACACGACCCCUGUGGACGAAGAUGAGGGCGACGAGGACUUGAAAAGGCUGAGUCGAUGUGUCAAGGCCGAGUUGGCCAACGUCAAUCGAAGCGGGCUCGAUAUCGGCAUGCAGUGCUGGACUGGAGCAGGUGUCGGGCGGGCGGAGAAGAAACAUUCAGGAGUAGCGGCAUCGGGGCACAGCAGUGUCCGCUUGAUUGGUAUACUACUACUGCCCAUGAUUGCAGCCCAAUUAUUGUGA